Messenger RNA from Heteronotia binoei (common prickly gecko), 3038 nucleotides. Its product is annotated as oocyte zinc finger protein XlCOF6-like. Gene Ontology annotation, biological process: regulation of DNA-templated transcription. The transcript is spliced from 6 exons. The coding region runs from base 76 to 2562 and encodes 828 amino acids. The record is from RefSeq and is a predicted model, not a curated record. Gene Ontology annotation, molecular function: RNA polymerase II cis-regulatory region sequence-specific DNA binding; DNA-binding transcription factor activity, RNA polymerase II-specific. Lineage: Eukaryota; Metazoa; Chordata; Lepidosauria; Squamata; Gekkonidae.
GCCCCGUGUUUGCAGGAGGUGGGAGGCGCGUUUGAAUCCUUCCCAGACGGGAUGUUCUUCUAUGCAGCCAAGUGAAUGAGAGUGUCUUUCCGGAGUCAGAGGCAACCCAAGAGAAAGGGGAAGGAGAUGGAAGAGAAGGACCCCGAAGGGCUUGGAAUUGGGAAGAUACCAAGGAAAGGUCUCCAUCCCCUCCAAGCAGGGAGUGGUGCUGAAUUUUGGGGGAGAGAGAUCAUGGUUCAGAAUCCUGUGACCGCAGAUGAACGCAGCCGAUGCUUCCGGCAGUUCAGUUACCAGGAGGCUGAUGGGCCCCGAGAGGUUUGCAGCCGGCUCCACGGACUUUGUAAGGACUGGCUGGAGCCAGAGAGGCGCACCAAGAAGGAGAUGGUGGACCUGGUGAUCCUGGAGCAGUUCCUGGCCAUCCUGCCGCAGGAAGUGCAGGGCUGGGUGAGAGGAUGCGGGCCAGAGACCAGUUCCCAGGCAGUGGCCCUGGCCGAAGGUUUCCUCCUGAGUCAGGCAGAGGAGAAGAGGCAGGCGCAGCAGAUGUGGGGGGGAUCCUUGAAGGUGGAAGAAAGCUUCUCAGAGGUGGAAGGAGCUCCAUCAGAGGGUCAGAGUGCGCAGACCCAGGAACGUGCCCAAGAUGCCGCAUCAAGUGGCAGCGAAGAGACGUUAUUGAGCCCUUUUCUUUGCAGAGAAGUGGAAACGCCUCCUCAGCCUCUGGUCCAGUCUCCAUUUUCCUUUGAGGAGGUGGCCAUGAAUUUCUCCGUGGCGGAGUGGGGCCUGCUGGAUCUGGACCAAAAAGCCCUCUACAGAGAAGUCAUGCUGGAGAGCUGUGGAAACGUGGCUUUUCUGGCAUCAGAUGUAGAGGAGACUCAGAAGACAUUCAGUCGGAGUGAUGAUCUUCAAAAUCAUCUAAGAACCCACACAGGGGGGAAGCCUUUUGAAUGCUCAGAAUGUGGGAAGAGGUUUAGAGACAGGAGAAAUCUUCUACAGCAUGAAAGAACCCACCCAGGGGAGAAGCCUUUUGAAUGCUCAGACUGUGGGAAGAGAUUUAUUCACAAUAGUGCUCUUCAACAGCAUCGAAGAAUCCACACGGGGGAGAAGCCUUUUGAAUGCUCAGACUGUGGGAGGAGGUUCAGUCAGAGUGGCCAUCUUCAAAGACAUCUAAGAACCCACACGGGGGAGAAGCCUUUUGAAUGCUCAGAGUGCGGGAGGAGAUUCAGCCAAAAUCGUAAUCUUCAAAGUCAUCUAAGAACGCACACAGGGGAGAAGCCUUUUGAUUGCUCAGUGUGUGCGAAGAGAUUCACUGGAAGAAGCCAUCUUAAGUAUCAUCUAAGAACCCACACAGGGGAAAAGCCCUUUGAAUGCUCAGUGUGUGGGAAGAGAUUCAGUCACAAUGCUGCUCUUCAAUGUCAUCAAAGAACCCACACGGGGGAGAAGCCUUUUGAAUGCUCAGACUGUGGGAAGAGGUUCAGUCAGAGUGGCCAUCUUCAAAGACAUCUAAGAACCCACACGGGGGAGAAGCCUUUUGAAUGCCCAGAGUGUGGGAGGAGAUUCAGCCAAAAUCGUGGUCUUCAAAGUCAUCUAAGAACCCACACGGGGGAGAAGCCUUUUGAAUGCUCAGAGUGCGGGAGGAGAUUCAGCCAAAAUCAUGCUCUUCAAAGUCAUCUAAGAACCCACACGGGGGAGAAGCCUUUUGAAUGCUCAGUGUGUGCGAAGAGAUUCACUGGAAGAAGCCAUCUUGAGUAUCAUCUAAGAACCCACACAGGGGAAAAGCCCUUUGAAUGCUCAGUGUGUGGGAAGAGAUUCAGUCACAAUGCUGCUCUCCAAUGUCAUCGAAGAACCCACACGGGGGAGAAGCCUUUUGAAUGCUCAGACUGUGGGAAGAGGUUCAGUCAGAGUGGCCAUCUUCAAAGACAUCUAAGAACCCACACGGGGGAGAAGCCUUUUGAAUGCCCAGAGUGUGGGAGGAGAUUCAGCCAAAAUCGUGCUCUUCAAAGUCAUCUAAGAACCCACACGGGGGAGAAGCCUUUUGAAUGCUCAUUGUGCGGGAGGAGAUUCAGCCAAAAUCAUGCUCUUCAAAGUCAUCUAAGAACCCACACGGGGGAGAAGCCUUUUGAAUGCUCAGUGUGUGCGAAGAGAUUCACUGGAAGAAGCCAUCUUGAGUAUCAUCUAAGAACCCACACAGGGGAAAAGCCCUUUGAAUGCUCAGUGUGUGGGAAGAGAUUCAGUCACAAUGCUGCUCUUCAAUGUCAUCGAAGAACCCACACGGGGGAGAAGCCUUUUGAAUGCUCAGACUGUGGGAAGAGGUUCAGUCAGAGUGGCCAUCUUCAAAGACAUCUAAGAACCCACACGGGGGAGAAGCCUUUUGAAUGCCCAGAGUGUGGGAGGAGAUUCAGCCAAAAUCGUGCUCUUCAAAGUCAUCUAAGAACCCACGCAGGGGAGAAGCCUUUUGAAUGCUCUGGGUGUGGAAAGAGAUUUAGUAACAGGAACAAUCUUCAAAGACAUCGAAGAAUCCACACAGGGCAUAAAGUUUUGGAGAAGAAAGAGAUUCAGUCAGUGUAGUUGUCUUCAACAUCAUCUAAGAACCCACAAGGGGGAAAAACCAUGUCACUUCUUAGCCUAAAGGUGUUGAACUAUUUUUUUACACUGAUCUGACAGAAAUUUUACUUUUUUGGGCCAUGUAUGCCCUACAGUGUAAUGCCAGGUACCAGUGAUAUUAACUUUAGAAAGAACAUAAAGGUAGUCCCCUGUGCAAGCACCAGUCGUUUCCAAGUGUGAGGUGACGUUGCAUCAUGAUGGUUUUAUAGCAGAUUUUACGGGGUGGUUUUCCAUUGCCUUCUCCAGUCAUCUACACAUUCCCCCCAGCAAGCUGGGUACUCAUUUUACCGACCUCGGAAGGAUGGAAGGCUGUGUCAGCCUUGAGCUGUCUACCUAAACCCAGCUUCCACCGGGAUUGAACUCAGGUCGUAAGCAGAGCUUGGACUGCAACCCAAUUAACAAUAUUAUUUUUUACUUAAUAUACAAACAUACUUAUUGAA